Messenger RNA from Pyrenophora tritici-repentis Pt-1C-BFP, 1281 nucleotides. RefSeq names its product AcoA, Pyruvate-2-oxoglutarate dehydrogenase protein. The record is from RefSeq and is a predicted model, not a curated record. Lineage: Eukaryota; Fungi; Ascomycota; Dothideomycetes; Pleosporales; Pleosporaceae. Gene Ontology annotation, cellular component: intracellular membrane-bounded organelle. Gene Ontology annotation, molecular function: pyruvate dehydrogenase (acetyl-transferring) activity. Gene Ontology annotation, biological process: pyruvate decarboxylation to acetyl-CoA.
AUGCUGUCCAGGACAAUUAGGCGGAGCAUUGCGUCGCCCUUCAGGCGCAAUGUCAUUGCCCCCGCUGCGCGACCCGCCUUCAGGUCUGUCACCACUGACGCCGCUUCAUCGCAUACCGACCCGGCGAAUGUGCCAGCGGAGGACGACAAGCCCUUCGAGAUCCGCCUCUCUGAUGAGUCGUUUGAGACAUAUGAGCUCGACCCGCCGCCGUACACUAUGCAAGUGACCAAGAAGGAGCUGAAGAAGAUGUACUACGACAUGGUCGCUGUACGACGCAUGGAAAUGGCCGCCGACAGGCUCUACAAGGAGAAGAAGAUCCGGGGUUUCUGCCAUUUGUCUACUGGCCAAGAAGCCGUCGCCGUCGGUAUCGAACACGCCAUCGAACGUGCCGACCAUCUCAUCACCGCCUACCGCUGCCACGGCUUCGCUCUGAUGCGCGGCGCAACCGUCAAGUCCAUCAUCGGUGAAUUGCUCGGCCGGAGAGAGGGUAUCGCAUACGGAAAGGGUGGAUCUAUGCACAUGUUCGCCCCCGGCUUCUACGGUGGAAACGGUAUCGUCGGUGCCCAGGUCCCAGUUGGUGCCGGUAUCGCUUUCGCCUGCCAGUACGAGAACAAGAAGAACGUCACCCUCGCUCUUUACGGAGACGGUGCCUCCAACCAGGGUCAGGUCUUUGAGGCUUUUAACAUGGCAAAGCUCUGGAACUUGCCCGUCAUCUUCGGUUGCGAGAACAACAAGUACGGUAUGGGAACUGCUGCUAACCGUUCAUCUGCCCUCACCGACUACUACAAGCGUGGUCAAUACAUCCCUGGUCUGAAGAUCAACGGUAUGGAUGUCCUCGCUGUCAAGGCCGCUGUCAAGUACGGAAAGGAGUACUGCGCUGCCGACAAGGGUCCUCUCGUCUACGAAUACGUCACCUACCGAUAUGGAGGACACUCCAUGUCCGACCCCGGAACCACAUACCGAACCCGUGAGGAAAUCCAACGCAUGCGCAGCACCAACGACCCUAUUGCCGGCCUCAAGCAGAAGCUCCUUGACUGGGGCGUCACCUCCGAGGAGGAGCUCAAGUCCAUCGACAAGCAGGCCCGCUCUGAAGUCGAUGCAGAGGUCGCCGAGGCCGAGAAGAUGGCCGCCCCUGAGCCAACCGGCAAAGUCCUGUACGAGGACAUCUACGUUCGUGGCUCUGAGCCAGAGUUCCUGAGGGGACGUAUCCCAGAGGAGAACUUCUACUACACCGAGCACGACAUGGGUGGUGAGAAGAAGCCCGUUGCCAGGACGGCAUAG